UAAUUCUGAAUUGAACCUCUUGAAGUUUUGAGUCCAUUUUAAUUAGGUAGAUCAUGGGACACCUUACUUCAAAUUCUCCCAUAAAAAUCCAUCCAUAUAUACAAUAUAGUAUACUUAUUUGACUGGAUCUGAGUAUAUCGGUGGUGAUACCUGGGAAAUUUUUCUUCCUCCUCACUCAAACAAACCUCACAAUCUCUCUCCUCCUUUCCAAAUUCUGACACUACCACUUUCAAUAUACUAACUCCGUCUCUCUCUCUCUCUCUCUCUCCAUCGUCGAGCUGAUCGGCGUUGCUUUAUAUGUUCAUUCUCCUCUCUAUUAUCCAUAACCAAAAAGCAGAAGAAAAAAAAGGUGUGGCGUGCGUGCAUCAAACAUGGGCGUUGAUAAUGUCUUAUCUUCUCCCCAUAGACGAUCUCAGGGUGCUUUUGGUUCGCCUCGUAAAAGGUUUGCACAGAAUGACAUAAGCUGCUCUGCACUCAUCCAACGGCACCGCUUCCUUCUAACAGCUCUCGUUCUUCUGGUUUUGUUGUGCACUAUAUACCUUUAUUUUGCAGUCACGAUGGGGUCAGAAUCAUGUUCUGGUUUACUUGGAAUAGAGAGAGAGUUGUGUCUUGUGAAGCAUGACAAGGAUACUUUCACCAAAGGAAAAUUAAAGUUAUUCUGAUAUGUGGCAGUGAAUUGUUAGUGUGUGUUUCGGUUGAUUGUGAUUUCUCUUUAGAAGUAUACAUUAGUGACUAGCGAGUCUUUGGUUUGCACUAUUUAUCUACAUUGUAUACAUGAACUGCUGAUGAAAUUCUUUGAGAAAAUUGUAAUUGUAAUGACUCCGACCUCAAGAAAUUGGGUAAUUAAUUAUAGGUUUCGUUUUAUAUGUA
This is a messenger RNA of Beta vulgaris subsp. vulgaris (sugar beet), 870 nucleotides long. RefSeq lists its product as hypothetical. Lineage: Eukaryota; Viridiplantae; Streptophyta; Magnoliopsida; Caryophyllales; Amaranthaceae. The record is from RefSeq and is a predicted model, not a curated record. The transcript has 2 exons. The coding region runs from base 372 to 662 and encodes 96 amino acids.